Molecule: messenger RNA, 3238 nt
Organism: Larimichthys crocea (large yellow croaker)
Lineage: Eukaryota; Metazoa; Chordata; Actinopteri; Sciaenidae
Gene: adrb1
Product: adrenoceptor beta 1
Exons: 1
Coding region: 1193-2386 (397 amino acids)
Biological process (GO): adenylate cyclase-activating adrenergic receptor signaling pathway; positive regulation of heart contraction; positive regulation of MAPK cascade
Cellular component (GO): plasma membrane
Molecular function (GO): beta1-adrenergic receptor activity
Source: RefSeq, a predicted model, not a curated record
UUAUUUGAGCCUCCUCACAUCUCAGUAAGAAACGCCUGCCGCCUCUCCCAACAUGUAGGUGGCUGCGAGUGCCUGAGGUCUAGUCUAGGACGAGUCUUGUUAUGCCGGGUCAGGUCGUGUCAGAGCCUCUGGUGCAAAGGUUGUCAGGUUCAUGAACAGGCAUGUGCUAAUUUGCACAGAACAAGGAGGUGGAGUCAUCCAUCUUUGUGUCACAAGGUCGAGGCGAGUGCUUUCACCUAACUGGUCAUCAGGAUGUAUGUCCUCGUGUUCAUUUUGUUUUGCUCGCCUGGAAGUUGUCAAGAGGAAACGCAGACGGGUUUACUGAAUCUGGCAUGUAACACAGGAUGCUGUCAUUUAGGAAUCCGUCUGCACUGUUGUUUCUUUCUCUUUUAGAUCUUGUCUUAUUUGUAGUUCACGCCUGAUGCACUGCAGACUGGCUACUUUAUUUAGUGUGUUGACAUCCUUGCACAGCAGCCUCUUUCAGCUCUGACAUGAUAAAUAAUCUGGAUAAUAAAUAAUCCUAGUUUGUGUUUUACAUGGGUUUUAUCGGUCUGCAUGCUCUGCUUCUGCAAUAACAUUCCAGUUAUUUUAACUUCUGACUUAAGAUAAGACCUUUCAUGCAGUAACAGUUGCUGUGAAAGAGCAGAUCUGUGGUUGGGCCUGACCUCACGGCCAGGGAAUGUAUUCUUUGUGAUAAAAAUAUAAAAUGGACAAGUGGGAAAAACAAAUCUUGUUUGUAAUGGCAAGUGAUGAAAACAGGGAAAUCCCUGUAGUUCACAAUGCCAUGGUGGAGUUUGGAUUUCCAUAUUUGGUUUCUCAUGAUCCCAGAGACUGGCAGAUUCUUUGACAGUCACACUCAGGUAAUAUGUGCCAAACAUGUCCACUACUUCCUUCAUCAAAGUGUUGAUCAGGCUGAGACUGGAUGGAUGAUUGUUGAGGUUCAGGUGUUGUUUGCUUACUUGACUUCAUUGUUCGGCUGCGUUGAUUGGUCCUGAGGAGCAGUGAUGUCACCGCCUGCUUUGAUGCCCUGGUCGGAGCUGCAGCUCGCUCGAGCUGAGGGAGAGACAGGAGCUCCAGAUGGAGUUGGCGCGCAACGGGAGUAGAGCCGUGGCUCGUGCGGCACACUGGAAAGGCUGCCUCGCGGUGCCUUGAUGAACUCGACCUGGUUCCGCACAAAGCGCAGCAGCCCGUCAUGGGGGACGGUGGCGCGUCCUCGCCGGUGAACCUCCAGAAUGGCUCCGGGAGCGACGCGUCGGACGCACCGGACUCCGCCACAGCCGCGUCCGAGCAGUGGAUGGCGGGGAUGAGCCUGGUGAUGGGUUUGAUCGUCCUGUGCAUUGUAUUCGGGAAUAUCCUGGUCAUCGUGGCCAUAGCCAAGACGCAGAGGCUGCAGACGCUCACCAAUGUGUUCAUCGUGUCGCUGGCGAGCGCGGAUCUCAUCAUGGGUAUGCUGGUGGUGCCGUUUGGCGCCGCGCUCGAGGUGCGUGGAUCGUGGCAGUACGGCUCGUUUUUCUGCGAGUUCUGGAUCUCCGUGGAUGUCCUGUGCGUCACCGCCAGCAUCGAGACUCUGUGCGUAAUUGCCAUAGACAGGUAUGUGGCCAUCACCUCGCCUUUCCGCUAUCAAAGCUUGUUAACCAAAGCUCGGGCCAAAGCGGUGGUGUGCGUAGUCUGGGCUAUCUCCGCGCUGGUCUCCUUCCUGCCCAUCCUGAUGCACUGGUCCCGGGACAGCGUGGACACAGCCUGUUACGACGACCCUGAAUGUUGCGACUUUGUCACCAACAGGGCAUAUGCCAUCUCCUCAUCCAUCAUAUCUUUUUACAUUCCUCUAUUGGUCAUGAUAUUUGUUUACGCCCGCGUGUACAGAGAGGCGAAAAAGCAGCUGAGGAAAAUCGACAAGUGUGAGGGCAGGUUUCACAACACCUUAACCGGACUGACCUCCAAGUGCAGGAAGAGGCCGUCUAAGAUCCUGGCGCUCAGGGAGCACAAAGCUCUCAAAACACUGGGCAUCAUCAUGGGGACGUUCACACUGUGCUGGCUGCCUUUCUUUAUAGUGAACGUGGUGCGGGUGUUUUGCGCAGAGGUGGUGGACAAAGACCUGUUCGUGUUCCUAAACUGGUUGGGGUACGUGAACUCCGCGUUUAACCCCAUCAUUUACUGCCGGAGCCCGGACUUUAGGAAGGCUUUCAAGAGGCUGCUGUGCUGCCCGAGGCAAGCCGACCGCAGGUUGCACAUCAGCUCUUGUGACCUAUCCCGGUGCUCCGGCGGGUUCGUCUCCGCUCUGGAGCCCGGCACACUGGGGUUGUGGACGGAUUGCGCCGGCUUGGACAACAGUGACAGCAGCCUGGUGGGGACAGCGAAGCUGUCUCACUCUGAAUCACAGCUGUGAAGGAAAAAAUACAUAUAUAUAACUUUUGUUGAGAUGGAUUACAAUACUGACAUUUACUCCUUGAACUGGGGGUUCUGUUUGGGGGGGAAAGGUGCACUUAUAAUCUAGGUGGGUCCAUUUUAUAUAUCAGCAUCAGAGUAAGUCUAAUAUUAGGCGAAAUCUCUAGAAAUGUAUUUUAAAGCCAUAUUUUUAAAAGAGGCACAUGUUCCAAUGCGUAAAACCUCUCCAUCACCAAAAAAUAAUAAUAGGUUACUGUAGGUGGAUCCGGGUGCCAUGCACUUAAAAUAUGACUCGGUGACUGUGGUUUAUAUAAUUGAUGUAUCGAUAAUCAAAGUGGGUAUCUUCUAAAUUAUCCCCGGGGUUCAUGUUCUGUUCUUAAAAACUGAUAUUUCAAAGCGCUGGACAUGAGCGAGGCAUUUGUCAGACUGUACUGUAGUCAUGUAGUGCUCACAAUGUGUUUUUCUUUUUUUUACCUCACAGCAUCAAUAAGUGCAAUUUGUACGACAGGUAUUUGUUUAUAUUAAACAUUUUAUGUAAAAAUCAAAUAGAUGUAUUUAUUCCGCGCUGUCUUUUACGCGUACGAAAGUCAAACGUGAGGCUGAUUCCCACGCCCUUUGUACAUACUGUGGUGUUUAGUACCUGAGUGAGGAAUCUGAGCCUCUCUCUCUCUCUCUCUUUGUCUCUCUCCUUUAAAGCUUUACAUGCUGUUGUGAGGUGGUGUGUGUGUUGACUCCUGUGAAAUAAAAGGAUGCUUCAUUGUUGAUUACUGUUUGAGAUUUUUAUUCUAUUUAUGAUUUGAAAGUCUGUGGAAAGAGAUUUGAUCCCCAGCCUGAAGAGAAAUCAUUUGAGUUU